This is a messenger RNA of Oncorhynchus kisutch (coho salmon), 3185 nucleotides long. Its product is annotated as bromodomain-containing protein 4-like. Lineage: Eukaryota; Metazoa; Chordata; Actinopteri; Salmoniformes; Salmonidae. The record is from RefSeq and is a predicted model, not a curated record. Bases 105 to 2987 code for a protein of 960 amino acids. The transcript is spliced from 5 exons.
UUAAAAGGAGCAACCAAACAUCUGGCAAAUAUAGUAAAAGGGGUAUUCUGGUAGGAUGUAUGCCUACCAUUAGUUCUGAAUACUGGUGAAGUUUUGAGGGCAAAAUGGCUGUGAUGAUUGGAAUCGCUUUCAGAGUUUCUUGGCUUUGUUGCCUACUAAUUGGAGGGAUAAUGUCUUCUACAUCAGAAGGUGAUUGGUCUCCUGCACUGGAUUCUAAUGCAGCAUGGCUCUAUGCAGGAUCACUUCGGUCUCUAGGAUAUGGCAAUUAUAAGUCUCCAAAAUCUCAAAUGCAAGCGCAACAGAAACAUCCGGCCGCCAUCGGGUGGAAGGAACUGGCCCCCAUGUCCCAGCAACCUCAGCAAGUGUGGAAUCCAGUUCAAAUGCCCCUGCAUCAGAAGCAACCAGCCGCAGAAGCUCAGCCGCAGAGGCAACCGACAACUGUGCCCCAGCAAGUGUGGCAUCAAGCUCACAUGCUGACGCAUAAGCAACCGACCGCCAUGCCCCAGCCAGUGUGGCAUCCAGUUCAAAUGCCCGUGCAGCAGAAGCAACUGACCGCCGUGCCCCAGCAAGUGUGGCAUCAAGCUCAAAUGACCCUGCAGCAGAAGCAACCGACUGCUGUGCCCCAGCAAGUGUGGUAUCCUCCUCAAAUGCCCCUGCAGCAGAAGCAACCGACCGCCGUGCCCCAGCAAGUGUGGCAUCCAGUUCAAAUGCCCCUGCAGCAGAAGCAACCGACCGCCGUGCCCCAGCAAGUGUGGCUUCAAGCUCAAAUGCCCCUGCAGCAGAAGCAACCGACCGCCGUGCCCCAGCAAGUGUGGCAUCCAGCUCAAACGCCCCAGAAGCAACCGACCGCCGUGCCCCAGCAAGUGUGGCAUCCAGCUCAAAUGCUGCAAAAGCAACCGACCGCUGUGCCCCAGCAAGUGUGGCAUCCUGCUCUAAUGCCCCUGCAGCAGAAGCAACCGACCGCCGUGCCCCAGCAAGUGUGGCAUCCUUCUCAAAUGCCCCUGCAAACAACCGCUGUGCCCCAGGAAGUGUGGCAUCCAAAUCAAAUGCUGCAAAAGCAACCGACCGCUGUGCCCCUGCAAGUGUGGUAUCCUCCUCAAAUGCCCCUGCAGCAGAAGCAACCGACCGCCGUGCCCCAGCAAGUGUGGCAUCCAGUUCAAAUGCCCCUGCAGCAGAAGCAACCGACCGCCGUGCCCCAGCAAGUGUGGCAUCCAGCUCAAACGCCCCAGAAGCAACCGACCGCCGUGCCCCAGCAAGUGUGGCAUCCUUCUCAAAUGCCCCUGCAACCGACCGCUGUGCCCCAGCAAGUGUGGCAUCCAAAUCAAAUGCUGCAAAAGCAACCGACCGCUGUGCCCCAGCAAGUGUGGCAUCCUGCUCUAAUGCCCCUGCAGCAGAAGCAACCGACCGCUGUGCCCCAGCAAGUGUGGCAUCCUUCUCAAAUGCCCCUGCAGCAGAAGCAACCGACCGCCGUGACCCAGCAAGUGUGGCAUCCUGCUCUAAUGCCCCUGCAGCAGAAGCAACCGACCGCCGUGCCCCAGCAAGUGUGGCAUCCUUCUCAAAUGCCCCUGCAAACAACCGCUGUGCCCCAGCAAGUGUGGCAUCCAAAUCAAAUGCUGCAAAAGCAACCGACCGCUGUGCCCCAGCAAGUGUGGCAUCCUGCUCAAAUGCCCCUGCAGCAGAAGCAACCGACCGCCGUGCCCCAGCUGGGGUGGCAUCCUGCUCAGUUUCCCCAGCAGAAGCAACUGGCCGCCAUGCCUCUACUGCAGAAGGAACCAACCACCAUAGCCCAGCAACCUCAGCAGGUGUGGCAUCCAGUUCAAAUGUCCAAGAAUCGAACAGCCACUGAACCUCAGCAGCAGAAGCAACCAUCCACCACGCCCCAGCAAGCUCGGCAUCCAGCUCAAUUUCCCCAGCAGAAGCAACUGGCCCCCAUAGCCCAGCAACCGCAGCAUGUAUGGCAUCCAGCUCAAAUGUCCAAGAAUCGAACAGCCACUGAACCUCAGCAGCAGAAGCAACCACCCACCAUGUCCGAGCAAUCGUGGCAUCCAGCUCAAAUGCCCCUGCAGCAGAAGCAACCGGCCACUGAACCUCAACAGAAGGAUCAGACCGCCAUGCCCCAGCAAAUGUGGUAUCGAGCUAAAAUGCUCCAACAGGAGAAUCAUCUGGCCGCCAUUCUCCAGCAGCCUCCGCUCGUGUGGCAUCCAUCUCAAUUUCCCCAGCAGCAGAAGGAACUGGCAGUCGAGCAGCAGAAGGAACUGGCAGUCGAGCAGCAGAAGGAACUGGCAGUCGAGCAGCAGAAGGAACUGGCAGUCGAGCAGCAGAAGGAACUUGUAGUUGAACCUCAGCAAGUGAGGUAUCCAGCUCAAAUGGCCCAGCAGCAGAAGCAACCGACCGCUGUGCCCCAGCAAGUGUGGCAUCCAAAUCAAAUGCUGCAAAAGCAACCGACUGCCAUGCCCCAGCAAGUGUGGAAUCCAUUUCACACACUGCAGAAGCAACCGACCGCCGUGCCCCAGCAAGUGUGGCAUCCUGCUCAAAUGCCCCUGCAGCAGAAGCAACCGACCGCCGUGCCCCAGCUGGGGUGGCAUCCUGCUCAGUUUCCCCAGCAGAAGCAACUGGCCACUAUGCCUCUACUGCAGAAGGAACCAACCACCAUAGCCCAGCAACCUCAGCAGGUGUGGCAUCCAGCUCAAUUUCCCCAGCAGAAGGAACUGGCAGUCGAGCAGCAGAAGGAACUCGCCGUCGAACCUCAGCAAGUGAGGUAUCCAGCUCAAUUGGCCCAGCAGCAACCCAACCCCAUUCCUCAGCAAUUUUGGCAUGUAGCCCAAAUUUCCCAGCAGCAACUGGCCCCAAAUUCUCAGCAGAAGCACUACGAAAGCACUGAAGAUGGUGCCUCUGGUAGUUCUCAAGCCAGCAUUGUUGAACAGUCGGGUGUCAUCCCACUACAAGAAUGGCAGAACUGGAGUCUCUCAAAUCGGCUACACUCCUAGAGAGGCCAUGCCUGUUGACAGUGGAAAUGCUCCCAAGGGCGGUUAUGUUAGCAUUGGAGCACCAAGCAUAUAUCCAACACUAGUGAAGGAUUCUGCAAGGAAAAUAUAAUGGAUUCAUCCUCUAGAAGCUCUAAUGACCAGGAAGUUGCUGGUGCUCUUGCUACUCUAGUGGGAUGGAAUCAAUAAACAAUUUUACUU